Molecule: messenger RNA, 396 nt
Organism: Rosa rugosa (rugosa rose)
Lineage: Eukaryota; Viridiplantae; Streptophyta; Magnoliopsida; Rosales; Rosaceae
Product: receptor-like protein 46
Exons: 2
Coding region: 1-396 (131 amino acids)
Molecular function (GO): protein binding
Source: RefSeq, a predicted model, not a curated record
AUGAACAGGCCCUACCAUGAUCUUCAGCAUCUGGACCUAAAUGUAAAAGGAGUAGGAUAUGAAUAUGCCAGUUAUCUCUUAAGGCUUGUAAACAGCAUAGACAUUUCAAGCAAUAAUCUAUGGGGUGAAAUACCAGAAGAGAUAACGAAUCUUUCCUAUUUGGGUAGCUUGAGUUUAUCUCCGAACCAAUUGACAGGAAAUAUCCCAGAGGGGCCAAUUCCAUCAGCCAACCAAUUCCAGCCCUUCAAUGACCCUGCCAUGUAUAAAGGAAACUCGGGACUUUGUGGGGCGCCAUUGCCAACACAAUGCUCAACAUCGGAUAAUGAUGAUCCGGGACAAGAAGAAGAAGAAGAAGAAGAAGAUGAUGAUGAUGAGGAUAUAUGGUUCCGGAUAUAA